UGCUCUAUCAAGGAGUUACUAUGCUCAUUGUAUCUGUUGUAGUUUCUGUGAAAAUAAAUAGGAGGCAUUACUUUUGGCCUAGGUAUACGUGGCCCAUGACAAUUCCUCCUCACUCAGUGUGGCCCAGGCAAGCCAAAAGGCUGAACACCCAUUCCCCAAUUGGAUUAUUUAAAGCUGCUCUAUUUCUCUAACACAAUGUCCAUGAAUUACUGUUGGUUGUGCUGAAUUUUCUAUUCAGGGUGGGGACCUCAUCAUGCCAGAAAAAUGACAUUUUUUAGCUAACGCUAUUUAUUCUCUUAAAACAGUCUUUCAAAUGUAUUAAAAUAACAUAACAUAAGCAGAACACUUUCUUUUUGAUCACUGAAAUGCUCGGUUUGAUUCAAGUGGAUCUGUUUUAAUCCAGUCUGGUGCUCCGUGUUGGACAUGGUUUAGUGGGCAAUAUUGGUGGGAGGUGAACAGAUGGACUAGAUGAUCUUACAGGUCUUUUCCCACCUUAUGAUUCCAUGUUUUUGGUGGUUCUGGUGGUACAAGUAACUCUGUUCAUGCCUGAACUCCACUGGUAGCUAUGUACUGAAAGCACUGGGGCCGGGCAGACCUGCUGCUGAAUGUAGACCAGUGAGAGGAAUGCCUGCAGCCCCAUCUCAGCCCUUCCUGCCAGUCGCUGAUGCCAAAACCGUGUUUCUCUUUGACCAUUCUUGCCUCUUCACUUAUUCUUCUGGGUUAAAGGCAAUGGGUUAAAUGCACUGGGUUAAAAAUUUUUGUGCAGUUUUCCUUCACUCAGCAGAUUAGUAGUGAAGAAUUGGUAACUCUUUUGAAGAACUCUGGUAUUGCUGUUUCCCAGUGAUGACAAUGAAUGAUAUUACUGGUCACUGAAUGUUCUUCUGUGGCAACAGUGCAUAAUAUUCCGGCAGGUGUUGUGUAAGUGCAAGGCAGUUUCCUGUACUGCUUAUCCCCAGUAACCCAUUUGUGUUUAUUCUGAAUACCUUCAGGAAAUUCUUUGCUUCAUCAAAGAUCACAAUAAUAGCAAGGUGUUGCAUUCAGCAUCCAGCCCACACAGUUUUUUUGUGCUGCCAUGUAUCACUGAAAAGAUUAAGUUGUGCAAGCUGUAGGUAUCUGAGUUCAUUCUUCUGAUAGAAAAAUUAAAUGUGACUGUUACCAGCUCCUGCUAAUAGAAAAAGAAAGAAUUCCACUGUUAAAUUAUUUAUUUUGUCAUGAGGAAUAAAGUUUUUUUUUACAAAAAUCGUGGUCAGUACUUUAGAGGAGAAGUGGUUAAGGAUGAAGAUAUGGGACAGCUGCUGAAUACAAAGCUAACUAAAAAACAUGGGACAAAGGGCAAAACUUAUUGUUUUUGCAGCUUCACUCAGGUUACACACAUUUCACGUGGACAAGAAAUUAAUCAAAAGCCUUCUUAUUAUUUUUCCAAGCUGGUGGAUAGCUUCAUCCUCUGUAAGAAUAGGAAAGAAAAUGACCUGAAUAUCAGCGAUCACUCACCUAAGCUUGUAGCAAGACUAACAAUUUCUAUUUAGCAGCUGAAAAAGGAAAAUCAAUAGAAAGGAACAGAUUUCAGAGCCAUCAUAGAGUGCGUUGUCCCCUGCUAUUUCUGCAGGCUCUUCCAGAGGCAAACCAGGUUUCGUUCCUUGCUGGAUAGUGCUCAUGUAUGCUCAACAGGUGCCUCUAAACAGCAUUACAUCAGUUUGGCAAGAUUCUGAAGCAAUCUUCCAGACUGCUGAAAGUAAUGAUAAAAAUUAAGAAAAAAAUAAAAAUGAAGCAGUUGAUUGGACUUCAGAUCAUUUAGGAUUAUUACAGUGAGAACAGAUGGAAGAGGGAGGACAUUUACAGUGAACAAAUGGAAACUUGAAACAUCCUUCAGUUCCAUGUGAAGGAAAAAGAAUCUCAGAGAAUCAAAUACCAAGUGCUCUGGUGUAAGACCAAGUAACCUUCCAUAAUGCAGAUGAUGUUAGCAGCCUCAAAGAACAAAUCUAUGAUCUAUGUGGAUCAGUCAAGCUACAGACAAGAUGAUCGUGUCAGUAGUUCAAGUCCUUUAAAAGCUGUUGGUACAAAAUACAUGAAAGCGUGUUGGGGAACUUUGCAUUUAAUUGAACUGAAAGAAACAUGUUUUGCUGUGCAUAACCUAAGUGAAUUCAACUAAUAAUUAAUCAAUUCAUAACUGAAUGGUCUUUCUUCGGUUAAUUUCAAGAUUGUGUUCGUCGUUUUCAUUAUUUUCGUUACAGGAAAACAAUAGCAACAAUUCCAUUAACUUUCUUACGCAGUCUACAGCAUCUCCAUUUGUAUCCUGCCAUGAAGAUUUGUAAAUUACGGACUCUACAAUCAUUGUGGACUCUGAAACCUCCUUGUAGGACUUUCCAUAGACACCCCAGGCUGCUUGUCUCUGAUGUGCAUUCCCAGUACGAGUCUGUCAGGCGUGGUGAACAGGAAAUACCAAAGUACUUUAACUUUGCAAGUGAUGUACUGGACAAAUGGUCUGAGAUUGAAAAGGCUGGAAAAAGACCAUCAAACUAUGCUUUUUGGUGGAUAAGUGGAAAUGGAGAAGAAGUGAAAUGGAGCUUUGAGGAGCUGGGAUUCCUUUCUCGGAAAGUGGCCAACGUGUUGACUAAAGUAUGUGGACUGCAAAAGGGGGACAAAGUCAUUGUGGUCCUGCCACGAAUCCCAGAAUGGUGGCUGGUGAAUGUGGCUUGCAUUCGAGCAGGAAUUGUCUUAAUUCCAGGAACAUCCCAGUUAUCAGCCAAAGACAUAUUAUAUCGUCUCCAGGCUUCAAAGGCUAAGUGCAUCAUUACCAAUGACACUUUGGCUCCUGCAGUAGACUCAGUGGCAUCUGAGUGCCAGUUUCUUAAAAACAAGCUGAUGGUGUCCAAAGGCAGCAGGGAGGGAUGGCUGAACUUCAAUGAACUGUACAAAAACCAGUCUGCUGACCAUUCCUGUGUCAAAACAAGGAUUCAAGAUUCGAUGAUUAUCUUCUUUACCAGUGGAACCACAGGUUCUCCAAAGAUGGCCGAACAUUCCCAGGGCAGUCUUGGUUUUAGACCCCUGCUAUGUGAAAGGUACUGGUUGGAUGUGGCUCCAUCAGACACAGUGUGGGGCAUUACAGACACAGGCUGGAUAGUAACUUCAGUGACAUCUGUUUUUGAUGCCUGGGCUUUGGGAUCAUGUGUCUUUGUCCACCAGCUCCCACAGAUUGAAUCAUCAGUUAUCCUAAAUACUCUCUGCAAAUUCCCUAUUGACACCAUAAUAAGUGCUCCCACGCUGUACCGCAUGCUGGUGCAAAAUGAUCUCUCCAGUUACAAAUUCAUGAACCUGAAGCACUGCAUGAGCGGAGGGGAGCCACUAAACCCAGAAGUCAUUGACCAGUGGAAAAGCAAGACAGGGCUAGACAUCCACGAAGUAUAUGGCCAGACUGAAGCGGGAAUAAUCUGCUCUGUUUCUAAAGGAAUGAAGAUCAAACCUGGAUCAAUGGGAAAGGCCGCUCCCCCAUUUGAUGUUCAGGUUGUAGACAAAAAUGCUAAUAUUCUGCCUCCAGGACAACAGGGGGAAAUUGCUAUCAGAAGCAAACCCGUAAGACCACUUGGUUUAUUCACUGAAUAUGUAGAUAACCCUAAGAAAACUACAGAAAGCGAGCGUGGAGAUUUUUACAUCACAGGGGACAGAGCGACUAUGGAUGAAGAUGGAUAUUUUUGGUUUAUUGGAAGAGACGAUGACAUCAUCAUUUCUUCAGGGUAUCGCAUUGGGCCAUUUGAGGUAGAGAAUGCCCUGAUAGAACACCCAGCGGUAGCAGAAACAGCUGUUGUCAGCAGUCCAGAUCCCCUCAGAGGAGAGGUUGUGAAAGCAUUUGUGGUCCUGUCUGAUGCCUUUUCAUCCACUGAUUGUGAGAGCUUGGCCCGCGACUUGCAGGAGCAUGUCAAGAAAACUACCGCUCCAUAUAAAUAUCCCAGGAAGGUGGAAUUUGUCCAGGAGCUGCCAAAGACAGUCACUGGGAAGAUAAAGAGGAGUGAAUUAAGAGCCAAAGAGUGGGGACGGAUGUAGCGUUGUGUGGAAUUUAACAGAACUUCUGUUGUUCCAUUAACAAAAAUCGGCCUGGUCUGUUUUUGUUAAAUGCCUGAGCAUCAAAACCUGUAGAUAAUGCCGAAGUGUGAUGUUUGCAUCUGUUUGCAGAUCUGUUUGCAAAUCAUACAACUCCAUUCUAGACCUUACUAUCCAAAAGUUCACCAGAACUUUGCUGGUGACCCAUCUCAUAUAUAAUAACAUCCAAGAUUGUGAAGGGAUAGUGCUGAUACAGACUGUCUAGCUCCAAGCUGUAUAAAGAGACACAUGUGGAUUUGAGUUGCUCACAUGCACUGUCCUUAAAUGCAGCAUGCUUUAAACUGAAUACAGUCCUUCUAACAUUUACUGAAGAUGGAAAGACUCCUCUAUUGAUACUGGAAGACCUUCCUAAACCUAUGUUUAAUAUGUGUUGAUGACAAGUACUGCCAGCUUCUCCCAUGCUUUUUUGACAAAUGUUUAAUACAGAGAGCGGUUUUGUUGCUCAUCCUCUAUUCUGAUCUUCACAUACAAUAGGCAAAAUUCCUGUACUACCUCUGAUGGUCUUUAAAACAAAGUUUGCUGUUUGGCAAGUCACCCAGUUUGUAGACUAAACCACAGUUCUUUGCCACUUGCUGCACGACCAGGCUACAUCAGCAGCCACUUACGUAGAGGUGAAACCGGUAAGCAAACUCCCACAGUCUGGUUUAGAUGAUCACAUCUGCUUAACUUCCAGCUCUUAGCUUUCUGAAGAAGUACGUACUAUAAUGUGCACAUCCUUCCUCCUUACAGUUGCACAUGAAAUAGUGUGCCAAGCUUUAAGGCUGUAUUAGUUGUUAGCUGUUCAGCCUCAGGCUUUUUUUAA
Numida meleagris (helmeted guineafowl) is the source of this 4897-nucleotide messenger RNA. Its product is annotated as acyl-coenzyme A synthetase ACSM4, mitochondrial-like. Gene Ontology annotation, cellular component: mitochondrial matrix. Lineage: Eukaryota; Metazoa; Chordata; Aves; Galliformes; Numididae. Bases 2299 to 4038 code for a protein of 579 amino acids. The record is from RefSeq and is a predicted model, not a curated record. The transcript has 13 exons. Gene Ontology annotation, molecular function: fatty acid ligase activity; fatty-acyl-CoA synthase activity. Gene Ontology annotation, biological process: fatty acid biosynthetic process; acyl-CoA metabolic process.